Molecule: messenger RNA, 1891 nt
Organism: Pogonomyrmex barbatus (red harvester ant)
Lineage: Eukaryota; Metazoa; Arthropoda; Insecta; Hymenoptera; Formicidae
Gene: Phax
Product: phosphorylated adaptor for RNA export
Biological process (GO): snRNA export from nucleus
Cellular component (GO): nucleus
Source: RefSeq, a predicted model, not a curated record
CGAUUUGGGAUCUAUUUUCUCCUUCUUGUUGAGAAUCUUUUGUCUCUAAAAUAUCGAGCAACUCAUGCGUCGUGCAAGGAGUCGCGCGGCAAAUGAUACAAUAAAAUGAGAUGUUUUGAUUGGUCAAUUCGCGACGCGACGGAUGACGCGCGCGUGACGCGCUCAGUGGGGAUUCACUCUUAUGUAGAAAUAUAUGCUCCGGCCCUAAUUUUGAUCAUUUGAGAGCUUGGUUCAGUUUGGUUUUUGGCUUGGUCGAACUAACCAAUAACCAAAAAAAGUUAAUUAUGCAGUUCAUAAAAGGCAGACGGGGUAAGAAAUGAAAAUUUUGCAUUGCCUCAGAAGAAUUAAAUAAAAAUGUAUGAUUAAAACACUGUGUUAGACUAAUCUAUCGUCGCGAGAGAAAAGUUCUGAGGAAGCAAUUUUGUUUUUUUUUCAUAUUAUUUAAAGCAUAGAUUCUUGGAUUUUGUGCCCGCAUACGACAAGACGGUUUUUCUUUAUAAGAAAAAAAAAGAAAGAAAAGUAAAUAUUCGGAAAAAUGGAAGCUGAGCCAUUAGAGCUGGAGGAUGGCGAGAUUGUCGACGAUGAGCCCAGUGAUAUCUUUGGAACUUAUAAAAUUUUACAAAGACCUUAUGUGAAGCAGACACCUGUUACAGACAUAUAUACUAAAAUGAGAUAUAGUGAUGAAUCUGAUGAAUCUGCAGAUUCUGAAAGUGAUUCUGACUCAGAUUCUACACAGAUUAAUACUAAAAAACCUAAACUUAAGUUGAAAAAGAAUAAACAUCUCUGGAAAGAUUUGAAAACCAAAAAUGAUAAGUACAAAGUAUGGUGUACACAAAUGCAGGAAGAAUCUUUGACCGAAGACUUGACAUCAUGUGGUGUUACAAAAAAGUUGUAUCAAGAACGUAGUGUUGAAAGUUAUAAUUUUACUUUACGAUAUACAGGGAAUGGCAAGCAAUCACAUAAUAAUAAUAGUUCUGACGAAGAAAAGGAUGUUGAACAUAGAUUAACUAAUAAAAGAACAAACUCGGAUAGACGGGAUGUGAAACUUAGAUUAGAAAAGAAAAAUUUAAUGGAUUUGGACAAUCAAAAAGGUUCCAUUAGAAUAAUAGCAGAUUUAUCUACAACUGUGGAUUCAACAGAUGCUGACGUUGCCACCGACAUAACGAAUAAACUGAGUGAAAAAAAAGCACUUCUAAUAAGGCGUGUAGUGGACAUAAUUGGCAAACAAAAAGCCAUUGAUUUUUUCCAAAAAACGAAAGAGAUCGAAGAAGAUGGUGGAAUGUUAAUUAUGAAUGGAUCUCGUAGAAGAACUGCUGGUGGAGUAUACUUUUGGUUGAUAAAAAAUGAUGAACAUAUCCCUCAAGAAAAAAUAAGGGAAAUAUUUUUUUACGACCAAAAAGAGAGCAGUGAACAGAGAAAAAAAGUUGGCAAUUCAGAAAGACAAAAAACGCAAGAACUAAGGAGAAGCUUUGAAGAUGGAUCCGAAAAGGAUUUACCAGCUUUAUUAACAAGAGCGGAACUCUCGACAAGACAAAUUGCAGAGGAGGCAAGAUUGCGACGUGGUGAAGGCAUGGAUAGAAUGCCAGUAGAUUCUGAUCGUACAGUAUCAAAUCCGCCACCUAGUCCUGUAACGGAUGAUCCUGAUCAUUCCGAACAUCCACUGAUACAGAGACAUGUUCAAGAUUAUACUGAUGAUUUUCUUGAUAUCGGAGUAGAUAUAGAUAGUAUGGAAGUAUUAUAAAAGAUUACAUCUUUAAUUUGCACAUACCUCUAUAAUAACUUGUACAAAUGCUUGUAAUCAGUCGCACGAAUAAUACAUAUAUGUAUAAUUUGUAUAAGUUGUAUAUUUAUCAUGUUCAUAAAUGACAAAUAGACUGAAAUUAGUGUUUAA